CCAUUCCACUUAUUACAAAACUAAUAAUAAACUGGAUGUUGUCUGAACUGCAGCAUACGUAUAUAUACCGUAAAAGGAGGUUAAAUGAAACAGAGGGUACCAAUGGAAAGAUUCUUCUUCUUCUCUGUUUUUCUUCUUCUUCCUCCUCUGUUCUUCAUCAUCAACAUCACUUUCGCCUUCCCUCUCUCCACCGACUCACGCUGGAUCGUCGACGACGGCAACAAAGGACGGCGAGUGAAGCUCACGUGCGUCAACUGGCCGUCGCAUCUGGAAACUGCGGUGGCGGAAGGUUUAAGCAAGCAGCCUUUGAAUUCGAUCGGGGCCAAGAUCGUCUCAAUGGGGUUCAAUUGCGUUAGAUUGACUUGGCCUCUCUACUUAGCCACCGAUGAAUCCUUCUCCGGGAUUAUGACUGUGAGACAAUCUCUUCGCAAGCUUGGUCUUCUUGAAGCUCUUUCUGGUUUUCAAGCUAAUAAUCCGUACAUUCUUGAUCUUCCUCUCAUCAAAGCUUUUCAGGAAGUGGUUUCUUCUCUUGGAAAGCAUAGACUAUUGGUGAUCUUAGACAAUCACAUAAGCCAACCUGGUUGGUGCUGCAAUGACAAUGACGGAAACGGUUUUUUUGGCGAUAAACAUUUAAACCCUCAGCUUUGGAUCAGAGGACUAAAGAAAAUGGCAACAAUGUUUGCUAAUGUUUCAAAUGUGGUUGGUAUGAGUCUAAGGAAUGAACUUAGAGGUCCAAAACAGAACAUCAAAGAUUGGUACAAGUACAUUAGAGAAGGCGCUGAAGCAGUCCACUCUGUGAAUCCGAACAUUCUUGUCAUUGUCUCCGGUUUAAACUACGAGACUGACUUAUCUUUCCUCCGAGACAAACCGUUUGAAGUUAGCUUCAAGAGGAAACUAGUGUUUGAGAUCCAUUGGUAUGGGUUUUGGAGUUCUUGGGAAGGAGAUAACUUGAACAAGAUUUGCGGGAGAGAAACCGAAAACAUUAUGAAAAUGUCAGGGUUUCUACUAGAGAAAGGGUUUCCUUUGUUUGUGAGUGAGUUUGGGAUUGAUCAAAGAGGAAACAGUGAGAAUGACAAUAGGUUUCUAAGUUGUUUUAUGGCUUUAGCAGCGGAUCUUGACCUAGAUUGGGCGUUAUGGACUCUUGCAGGAAGUUAUUAUGUAAGAGAGAAAACUAUUGGAUAUGAUGAAACGUAUGGAGUUUUGGAUUGGAGUUGGUCAAGCAUAAGGAACUCAACCAUCUUGCAGAUGCUUUCUGCUAUACAAUCUCCUUUUAGAGGGCCAGGUCUCAUGGAAACACACCCCAAGAAAAUAAUAUUCCAUCCUUCAACUGGACUUUGCAUAGUGAGGAAGUCCUUGUUUCAACUAAAGCUAGGUUCUUGCAAUAGAUCAGAGAGUUUUAGACUUUCUUCUCAACGAGUUUUGUCACUAGCUGAAGAAAAAAUCUUGUGCUUAAAAGCUUACGAGGAAGGGGAGUCUGUGAAGCUGCGUCUGUACUUCUCAGAAUCUUACUGUUCGAAAUGGAAAGUUUUAUCCGAGUCAAAGAUGCAGCUCUCGUCGAUUACAAAGAGUAGAGAAUCAGUUUGUCUGGAUGUGGAUUCUGAUAGUAACAACAUUGUGACGAAAAGCUGCAAAUGUUUGGAAGGAGAUGCUAGUUGUGAUCCAAAAAGCCAGUGGUUUAAGGUUGUUACUAGCACGAGAAGUCGGUUUAGCGCGAAACCGUUUUUUCAGGCACCUUUAUCAGUCUUAUAAGGUAUUCCAUGGAAAAGUAUCCAACAGCUUUUAAACCAGUUUACAUACAAUUAGCUCUCACAGCGCUGAUAUAUGUUUAUAAGAUCAUACUUGUAAUUUUUUCCCCUAAUUAUGACAUGUACAUUUUGCUUGCAAUUCUUGAUUUGUAUAACAUUUGAUCUUUAUCACACAUUGGACGAUCUAUCAAUGACAAUACCAACGUCAUUUGACUAAUUUUGGGCCUUCAAAUUAAUAACUUAGGCCUAUAAAUGGGCAUUGAAUAUCAGAGUCUGUUGUUAGUCUCGUUGGGUAUUAAUUUGGGCCUUAAAAUGAAUUUGACUUUUGGGAAUAGGAAGUAAAAAUGGAAUAUACCAGAAGACAGGUAACACUGUGAACACUGAAGAGAUAAACACAGAGCUGUUUAAUUCUGGCCAAAUUGAUCUUUGCUCCGGAAACUUGAACAUCUCUCACUUUUUAUUAAUCUAAGAUAGUUCACCAUUAUGAAGCAAUUCCAAUCACCAAAAACCAUUCAAAUUGUAAAAAAUAAUAAUUUUAAGAUUCGAAAUUUCUCGACACGAUGAAUCGAUUGCUAAUCAGUAAAACUCAGCUAUCGGAAUGAAUCGAGGUCUGCUAGAUUCGAACGAAUCCGAACAUCGCAACCCUAUCGGUCGAUUGAAGAUUUUGAAUGUACGCUUCCGGUGACACGCCCUUCAGGGAAACUGAAUCCCGAGACGAAGAGCGCAACGCCUUUCGAAAGCGAGUGAUGAUUCUCAAUCAUCAGUCAUCACAGAGGAGAAAAAAAAAACAAAA
Raphanus sativus (radish) is the source of this 2538-nucleotide messenger RNA. Its product is annotated as glycosyl hydrolase 5 family protein. The coding region runs from base 85 to 1749 and encodes 554 amino acids. The transcript has 3 exons. The record is from RefSeq and is a predicted model, not a curated record. NCBI's taxonomy places the organism in Eukaryota, Viridiplantae, Streptophyta, Magnoliopsida, Brassicales, Brassicaceae. Gene Ontology annotation, molecular function: hydrolase activity, hydrolyzing O-glycosyl compounds.